UAGGUACAAUUUUAUUAUUGUUCUGUAUUUAUUGAAGGGACGUCGACAACAUCACAAUAGCUACAAAAAAAUCAAUAACAAUAUUACUAUAUAGAUAUAACAUGGUCAUGAACAUUCGAGUACAAGGUUAGGUUUACAUUAGCAACAUUUUUUUUUUCCUCUUUUGUCUUAUCGUUGGUAAAUAUUUACCAAAAUAAUGUACAAUUUCUGAUAACUGAUAGUGAUGUCAGUCUGAUACCGAUUACAACUGGCUCCGGCAACUUGACGGUCGCGCAUUUAAGUUUUCAAUUUUCAUUUUUGAAUUGCAAUUUAUUAUUACUUAAUGCUCAUUCAACUACUUCUGUCUAGCAUACCUGCAUAUUAGCCCUGCAGGCUGCAAUAUUGUGCAACUUGUUUUGAUCAACAUCUCGACUCUCAUCGUUGUUCAUUCAUUUCGAUUUCAGUCUGCACUCAGCAGUUGCAAUCGUCAUUCAUUCGAUUCAAAUACGAAAUCCAGUGAUCAUGUUUUUAAACAAAAUACCCAAGUGUCUGACGACGAAGGCUAACAGCGUUCCGUGUCUCUUCUAUCAUAAAAACGUUAUUGAUCAUUAUGAAAAUCCCCGCAAUGUUGGGUCGUUGAAUAAAAAUGACAAGAAUGUCGGAACUGGAUUGGUUGGCGCACCAGCUUGUGGUGAUGUCAUGAAGUUACAGAUUAAAGUAGAUGAUAAUGGUAGAAUUGUUGAUGCCAAGUUUAAAACUUUUGGCUGCGGAUCUGCUAUUGCUUCUAGUUCACUAGCUACAGAAUGGGUUAUGGGAAAAACUGUUGAUGAAGCACUUUCCUUAAAGAACACAGUAAUCGCCAAAGAACUAUCUUUGCCUCCAGUGAAGCUUCACUGUUCAAUGUUGGCUGAGGAUGCUAUUAAGGCAGCAUUAUCUGAUUAUCGCAUUAAACAGCAAGAGAAGAAAAAAUCAGAAGACCAGGAUUAAUGAAAGUGUUAGCUAGUAAUACUUUCAUAAAAUUAUAUUUGUUGUCCUUGAAAUUAUUUUUAAAUUGCAUAAAAAAAUUAUAGAUUGCUAUAUUAAAUUUAUAGAUGAUCAUUAUACAAUCUCAUGUCUUAGCAAUUUUAGUUUAAAAUAAAUUGUUAUUAAAUGUUUUAAA
This is a messenger RNA of Myzus persicae (green peach aphid), 1138 nucleotides long. It is a transcript of the gene IscU, whose product is annotated as iron-sulfur cluster assembly scaffold protein IscU. Lineage: Eukaryota; Metazoa; Arthropoda; Insecta; Hemiptera; Aphididae. Gene Ontology annotation, molecular function: 2 iron, 2 sulfur cluster binding; ferrous iron binding. The record is from RefSeq and is a predicted model, not a curated record. The coding region runs from base 502 to 966 and encodes 154 amino acids. The transcript is spliced from 4 exons. Gene Ontology annotation, biological process: iron-sulfur cluster assembly; intracellular iron ion homeostasis. Gene Ontology annotation, cellular component: cytoplasm; mitochondrial matrix.